AUGGUCGGCGGCGUGGUUGCGAAAGAGGCGGGCAUCGCAGGACAAGGACUAAUUGGCUAUGGUAUCACCAUGUACCAGCCCCUGUGUGCGUACUCAUGCCGUGUGGCGCUCUCAGCCAGUCCGCUUAACUGCAGCAACGUGAUGGAAGUUCACGGCAUGACCAUGGCUGAUACAUCUCCGGAGUGCUAUGCCAACGACAACGCCUUCCUUACUUCUUUCGCAUGGUGCAUUCACACGAGAUGUACUGAUCUCCCAAUAUGGGAGAUAGAAAAGUAUUGGCAACUUGACGAACCAGGUGUCAAUGUCAACGCCUAUCCUCCGCCUCCGAAGUGGACCUACCAGGAGGCACUCAUCAACGUUAAUGGAACCCCUACAGCCACUGUGGUGUUUGCUAUGCCACUGAAUGAAAAGUCUCUGGUUUCAGAUGCAGACUACCAAGUACAGUACAACACCAUGGGGAUGUUUGAGAAGAUGGAGGUUGCCCACGAGAAAUACGGUCUCAUCCUGAUCGCGCUUGGCGCGGCAGUCCCGAUUUUCUUCUCUUUGCUUCGAUUCAUCCCGUUGCCCAAGUUGCUUAUCUCCAAGAUCCACGCCGUCUUCAUUGACCCACCGUUGUUUGGGCGGAGACACAAGGCUCCUUAUUUUAACCUGCUGAUCAUGCCCACACGUGGUCAGGCGAUACUGAUCUCUUACAUGGUAGCCAUCAACGUCGUCCUCAGUGGUGUUGGCUACGACUCGGCCCAACCAAAUGCCUGGUGGGUCAACGACAGGGACCAGGAGCUCUUGACAUCCUUCAGCAACCGCGUGGGAGUCUUGAGCUUUGCCAAUCUACCGCUGCUCAUCCUCUACGCCGGGAGGAACAACUUCUUGUAUUGGGUUACGGACUGGACCCAGUCCACUUUCAUGCUCUUGCAUCGGUGGACGGCGUAUUUUUGUACUCUCCAGGCCUGCCUUCACUCGGCAGCUUGGCUUCAGAUCUACGUCAGCAUGGGUCAGCAUGAUAUCGAAGCAAAGCUGCCCUAUUGGGUCUGGGGUAUCAUUGGCACGCUGGCCAUGAGUAUACUAUUGCCGGCUUCGGCCAUCCCCUUCCGCGCUAAGCUAUAUGAGCUCUUCUUAGCUGUACACAUCGUACUCGCUGUCUUCGCCGUGGUCGGAUCUUACCUACACAUUGUCUACAGAUUCCAAAACCAGUGGGGCUAUGAGAUCUGGAUGUACAUCUGCUUCGCCGUUUGGGGAUUCGACCGGGUGGCAAGAGUGAUCCGAAUGGCAAGAAAUGGUUUGAUGUGGGCGGACAUCACCAUCAUCGACGAGGAGUACAUGCAGCUGGAUAUCGACGGCGCAUUGGGGAGGGGACAUGCCUACCUCUACUUCCCAUCACUUACAUGGCGACCUUGGGAGAGCCACCCGUUCUCUAUUUUGGCCUCCAGAGUGAAGCCUGCUUCAGCAAAGUCGAUGAACAGUAUCAUGCCCCCUCAGAGUUCGAGCAACUCCUACUCAAAAGAGUCGAGUGUCAUGGAGGUGGCCCCCCUCAAGGAAAAGUCCCGUGUUGGGCUGUCGUUCCUGGUUAGAUCCUUCACUGGGGCAACAGGAAUGCUUCGCUCUCACACUCGGGUACCAGUCUUUGUCGAGGCAGGAUACCUUCCACACCACGACCUCAGCAAAUAUCAGAGACUUGUCUGUAUCAUAGGAGGUGUUGCCAUCACAGCUGUGACUCCAGUAUUGCAGACUUAUCCCGGAACUGCGAAACUGUACUGGUCUUCACGAACUGAAGGGCUUGUUCAGAGUGUCGAUCUAACCGGCGCUGAUGCAAAUGUUUCUAUCGGCAACAGGUUCAGGCUUCAAGCGGUUUUGGAAGAAGAAAUCGGAAAUGCAGAUGGCAGUUUGGCGGUCGUCGUCAGUGGCCCUGCGCCAAUGGUGGAUGAAGCUCGCUGCCUUGUGAGCGAACUUGCACUGCGGGCACCCAUUCCGAUCACCUUUAUCGACGAAACGUACAUAUGGUAA
Colletotrichum godetiae is the source of this 2001-nucleotide messenger RNA. RefSeq names its product ferric reductase transmembrane component 4. The record is from RefSeq and is a predicted model, not a curated record. Gene Ontology annotation, cellular component: plasma membrane. The coding region runs from base 1 to 2001 and encodes 666 amino acids. Lineage: Eukaryota; Fungi; Ascomycota; Sordariomycetes; Glomerellales; Glomerellaceae. Gene Ontology annotation, molecular function: ferric-chelate reductase activity. The transcript has 5 exons. Gene Ontology annotation, biological process: copper ion import; iron ion transport; intracellular iron ion homeostasis.